AUGCGCUUUGCGGUGCCCUUGCUCGUGGUUGCGGCAGCCCUCGCUGGGGUCGACGCUCGCAAGUGCACAACCUGCUGGCUUACAUCGCUCAAUUGCACUGCAGUCUCAGACCCAGCAGCUGCCGAUGCAGCCAAGUAUGCUGCUACCAGCAAGUGCAACUUUGGAUACAGUGACGGUUCCUUCUCCAACGACGACGAUGACAACGGUCUGGAGCCGAUCGUUUUCAAUGUGCCGAUCAAGACUGGAUGCGGACUGACGUCGUACAAGGACACUGCAGGCGCAUUCUACUAUUGCAACAAGACGGCGACUUCCACCAAUUCCAAGAUCUUGUUUGGCCAAGUCAACGAUGUGCUUCGAGACAAGAUUAUGGGAACGUGCUCAAACAAGGACAGAACCUGCGUCGUGAAUGCCAGCGGAUCGGAUACUUACUUCAGCAACAACGUUGGCUAUACUGCGACCAUCCCCUUCAUCUCCAGCACUGGCAUGCGAGUCUUUGCUAUCGUGUAUGUCAAUGAUCCCGAAAGUGCGGGCGACAUUCAGAUGGUUGAGCUUAAGUUUCCCGCCUACGAUAGCAAGAAGAAGGCUGUUUCUGCCUGGAGUGCGAAAGUCGUCACCGACUCCAUCUACUGGAUGCAGACGAAUCCCUUCUACAACGGUGCUGGAUUGUUCCAGCCGUCCGGAGGAAGCUUGACUCCCUGGUGCACCGCCAUCGGAGGCGAGCAGGUUCCCAAGGCGCUGCAGAUGCAAACCUUCCUGGGAACCAAGGGCUUCAAUGAGUUCAGCUACGGGUGGGUGACUGAGAGCCGCGUCGAGAUCGACUUCAGCGCCUCUGUCCUCAAGCGCUACGCCCUCGGACGCAUCCAGGCUACCUCCACCUUUGCCAUGCCUGACAAGAAGACUGUCUACCUCAGCGACGGGCACGUGCUCUACAUGUUUGUGUCCAAGAUUGCCAAGGACUUGAGGAACGGCACCCUGUAUGCAGCCCAGCUGUCGAAGGAGAAGGUCACCUGGAUCAAGCUCAAUGCGAUGAACGAGAGCGAUAUGGCGAAGGAGAUCAGUUCGUCAAAGAACAUCUACUUCAAUGACUACUGGGAGGGCGCUGACUUUGUGGAUCCCACCGCCACCUCCAAGACCUGCCCCACUGGCUACUCCAAGGUCUCCUCCUUCACCGACAAGUGCUACAAGAUGAAGAGCGGGAAGGAGAAGUUCGCCUGCUUCCUCUUCCCCAGGGACUGCGCCAUGGUCAACGGAGCCACCACCACGCUGUCUGUGACUGGACUUGCCUACAACAUGGACGACAAGGGGGCGACGGGCAAGGAGCUCGGGCUGAAGAAGUUCUUCGUGUCUUUCUCAGAGGUCUCUACGGACAUGCAGAAAUCGCUUGGUGGGGCUUCGGUGGUGCGUCCGUGCGGCUCGGUGUACAUGUUCUCUGUCGGAGCGGUCGAUGCUUGCCAUAUCAAGGUGAGCAAGGCAUGCACCGACGAUGAAGCAGCGAAGGCGAAGAAGUCUCCCAUCACAUCCUACGGUCUCACCACCUACAAGGUGGACGUGGUCAAUGGACUUCCCUUGGUCUCAGACAACACACGGUGUGAGCCCAGCUUGCCUGCUCGACCCAGCUACAUUCACUUCGCCUCCUACCACAACACCCUCUUCAUCGCCGAUGGCGACGGUCAUGCGUACAACUACGUCUGGCUCAGUGACCUCAGCAGCAGCAGCAGCAAGGAUGUCAUCUCUACCUCAAUCUUCCGCGCGCCCAAGGGCCAGAUGAUCGAGGGCGUCAGCUGGCUCAACAACCUCGUCGGUGACGGUCGCUCCUACCUCUCCAUCAGCGUUGGUGGAGGCUCCCUGCCAGGAUUCAUCGGCUACCUCGGCCCCUUCACGCUCAAGGGCUACAACGCCGGUUCGUACGACAUGCUGACCAACAUCGGCUGCCCGAUCCGCGGCGAGCAGGACUAUCUCUACGAAGCGACCAAGUACGUGGAUCCGCGUGUAGACGUUUGA
This is a messenger RNA of Guillardia theta CCMP2712, 2001 nucleotides long. RefSeq lists its product as hypothetical. Bases 1 to 2001 code for a protein of 666 amino acids. The transcript has a single exon. NCBI's taxonomy places the organism in Eukaryota, Cryptophyceae, Pyrenomonadales, Geminigeraceae. The record is from RefSeq and is a predicted model, not a curated record.